AAAGGUUAACAUGAUGGUUGUUUAAUCUCGACACUCUUGCUUGAUGUCUCCUCUUAUUCGGGUUCGUGGUAGGAAACAGCCUAGAAAGAAGACCUUGCGCACUUCAGGAGCAUCAAAACGAUACACACCCAAUCACAGUUCUCAAGAUGAUCCGGAGUUUGACGUUGACGAUGAUGAUGAAGACGAUGAACUUGUUUCGACUGAGUGGACAAAGGAGAGAUGAGAGGAAGCGUCAUGGUAUGCACAUGUGUGUUGACAGUGG
This is a messenger RNA of Saitoella complicata NRRL Y-17804, 262 nucleotides long. RefSeq lists its product as uncharacterized. The transcript has 2 exons. Lineage: Eukaryota; Fungi; Ascomycota; Saitoellomycetes; Saitoellales; Saitoellaceae. The record is from RefSeq and is a predicted model, not a curated record. The coding region runs from base 44 to 223 and encodes 59 amino acids.